AUGUCCACCCAAAAGGAGCAGAAGGAUUUUCAUAACUGGUUAUUGCUUCUCUCAUCACUGGCAGCCACCAUCACCUUCGCCGCGGGCCUCAGCCCACCCGGUGGUUUUUGGUCUGAAGACGACAUGGCAAACACAUACAUCGCUGGUACCUCAGUUAUGCGCGACAAAUUUCCCACAAGGUACCUGCUAUUUCACUGCAGCAACACGAUUGCCUUCUUCGCAUCAUUGGCGGUCAUUGGAUUGCUUGCCAAAAAUAUCAAAAUCAAGAAUCGUUUUUUCUUAACAUUCGUAGCGAUUUCUUUUUUGAGCUUGUGCGGUAGCUACAUCACCGGCACAUGGGUUGACCUCACUCUAGGGAUUUACACCAUUUCUGUGUUUGUAGCUGUGAUUUGCUACAUGUCGAUAAUUUGGGUUAUAGCUCGAGUUUGUGAUACCUAUACUGGUAAGAAAGGAGAUAUCCUCACACCAACCUGCAUGCAGGGACGGAUUAAGGGGGGGACGAGGGGGGGCGAGACCCCCCCCAACGAUCGCGCAGUCCCUUGA
Messenger RNA from Triticum turgidum subsp. durum (durum wheat), 543 nucleotides. The record is from the annotation of a GenBank genome assembly. Lineage: Eukaryota; Viridiplantae; Streptophyta; Magnoliopsida; Poales; Poaceae.